CGUUGUCUAAUAAAGUUUGGCCUGCUCUGCGCAUGUCACAGUAAGUAGUCGAUACCCAAGCAGGCUGUAGUAGUUCAUCACCCAUUCAGCCUCGAUUUUUUACAGGUGUGGUUUGAUGUUAACUUAGCUAAAAGUUUUGUGAACACUGACAUUUUAAUAUACCGGAGUGAUUUAAGUAUAAUUUAUAAAACGUUUGGUUUUAGAAAUUUUACUUUCUCCAGAGUUAAAGAAAAGCACUUAGCAAUAAUGCAUCUAGCAAGAAGAAUUUUGCAAAUUGUUUUUUUAGGAUUUUUGUGUACAAUGGUCAGUUGUCACGGGCUUAUCAGCGAUGAAUCGAUCGAUGCUACUUCUCAACCAGACACUGAAACAACACAACAGUACGAUAACAACAACAACUAUGAAAAAGCUAGCACAUUAGAGGGUUUCAUUAGACUUUUAGGAGAUGACCCUAGACAAGUUUUGUCGAGCAUGUAUGGUCAAAAUGAUGGAGGUAAAAAUAUCGCAAAGCCUGACAUCUGCUCGCCACGACCAAUCAGCGUUAAACUCAAGUACAAUUUAGACCGGACAGGUAUAAUACACUACCCCGUGUGUACCCUGGUAGACCGAUGUGGGGGCUGUUCAACGCCUGGCGUUAAGUGUGUCCCCACUAAGACAGAGUGGCUUAACCUUACGGCGAUUGCAGCUGAAUACUCAAACACGGCCAUUGCUUGGACAUACAAGGAAGUCUACGUCGCCAUCAGGCGUCACCUAUCCUGCAAAAUUCAGUGUUCUUUGAAUGAUGAAAAAUGCGGCCCCAAAAAGAUCUUCAAAGCAGCAGACUGCCUGUGCUACUGCCGUGAACAUCUCAAAUGUGAAUCGCCAUUUUUUCUCGACCCGGAGACGUGCAACUGUACUUGUGGUCCAAUCAACUGCUGCCCAGAUGGUCCGGCCAAGCCCUGUCAUCUGGUUUUGAAUAAUAAAACAUGCCAGUGUGACCUUAAACCCCAAAUGUACAGCAACGCCAGCGGCAGCAUCCCCUCGUCACAGCAAGUUGUUACAAGCGCGCUUUCGACACCACCAGCCGCCGCACCGAACACCACAUCGACAACAUCUUCAGCAAACGACCCAUGUGCAAAUUACAAGUGCCCUCCGCGAACUGUCAAAUAUGUUAACAAUGGCAGAGGUUGUGCUUGCCGCACUCAAAACGUCAUACCACAAAAUUAAAUAUAAAACAAAUAUUAAAAACCCUUAGAAUAACAAGCUUUUAAAUGCACUAAACAUAAGAAAAUUGAAACAAACUUGCUUUUUUUAAUAAAAGCAGUUGACAAAAUAUCGUUGCUAAAAUGUGUAAGAUUUUCCAUUAGCAACCGGUACAUUUAUUAAACAAAACAAGCUUUCUUCUAUUUUUUUUUUCAGUGCUUUUAAAAGCUUAUUAUAAUAAAGGUUUUUUUUUUGUUUUAAUUUCUUCAUUUUAGUAAUUUGUUCACAAUGAAGUCGACAACACCUACGACUAAACAUAUUUGCCGUAAAACCUUGCGACCUAAUCCAUAAUCGAUUAUCAUUUAAGUUUGUUAUCUCCCCUUUUGUUUUUAAAUUUUUAAAUGACUAUUCUAAUGUCUAACUAAACUGGAAAUAACCUAUUCUUUCACUGUCGUAAGAGACGAAUGUGUCCGGUAAGAUCGAACGAAAUAUCUGCAUUAAAAUUGGUUAAAUGAAAUUACAAGAAUUCUCACAAACCCAUAUACAAUCAAACAACCAGACAUUGUGAAUUAAAUAAAAGCUUUUAUUUAUAAUAGUGUUUACAAUAUUUAAU
Physella acuta is the source of this 1792-nucleotide messenger RNA. RefSeq lists its product as uncharacterized. Lineage: Eukaryota; Metazoa; Mollusca; Gastropoda; Physidae. The record is from RefSeq and is a predicted model, not a curated record. Gene Ontology annotation, cellular component: membrane. Gene Ontology annotation, molecular function: growth factor activity; platelet-derived growth factor receptor binding. Gene Ontology annotation, biological process: positive regulation of cell population proliferation; positive regulation of MAP kinase activity; positive regulation of ERK1 and ERK2 cascade.